Pocillopora meandrina is the source of this 453-nucleotide messenger RNA. Lineage: Eukaryota; Metazoa; Cnidaria; Anthozoa; Scleractinia; Pocilloporidae. The record is from the annotation of a GenBank genome assembly.
AUGGAUCCACGUGGAUUUAAAAUGAUUCAGCCACUACCAGAGUGCGUGAAGGAAAUGGGUGUGACAGGGGUGCAAGGAAAGCUGCUUGCAUACAGAUUUGUACAGUUAAAGUUGCUGUUUUGAUCUAACACCAAAAUUCUCAUAACUAAUUUAAAAUGAAAUGAGUAGCAGCUAGAAAUGAAAUUGCAGGCAGAACGAGAUCUAAAAGAAUCAGCCACACUCCAUGUGACAAAAACACCUGAAGUAGGCAUAGCACAUGUCAUAAACUGUAAAGACUACAGUGACUUCUCUAAACUGUGUAGAAUAACUGCCUAUGUCAUACGCUUUGUGAACACCAUUAAGGCAGGUCCUCAAAGCCUGUACGUCCUGUUGGUUCUAGAAGUCUUAACGGUGAAGAAGUGUUGUUCAGUGAAUCGUUGUGGAUAUUGGAGUCUGAGAAGUCUUUGCUGCUGA